AUGUCCGAAUACUGGGUCUCCAAAAAGAAGUACUUUUGCAAGUACUGCGAAAUCUACAUCGCAGACGACGCGCCCUCCCGACAACACCACGAAAAUGGAAUGCGACACAAAGGCAACCUCGAGCGGUACAUCCGCGGGAUCUACAAGACAGGUGAAAAGAGAAAGAAGGAUUUGGAGGAGGAGAAGCGGGAGAUGGCACAGAUAGAGAGGGCGGCGAAUGCGGCUUUUGCUCAGGAUAUUGGGUCGGGCGUGGCGAAGCCUUCUGCACCAGUAGCUUCAAGUUCGUCGGCUGCGAGGAAACCACCUGCCAAACCGUCGAAUCCGUACGCCAAUUAUACGACAGCUGCCCAGUUGGGAAUUACGGAUCCGGAUGCUGAGAGGUUGGCGGCGGAGCAGGAGAUGAGGAGGUCACAGGGUGUUGCGGGUGAAUGGCAGGUCGUGUCGACAAUACCGACACCACAGACGUCGCAAUCACCCGAACUGGAAGACGAGAAGGACGUUAAACCAGACAUUGAAGGGUCAGCAGUUGUAGGGGAGAAACGACCUGCAGACGACGAGGAUGCACAUGGGUUCAAAAUCAGGAAGAAGAGGUUGAAUACUGGGCUAGGCGAGAUUUACGACCCGGGGCUUAUACCUAUCAAGGUGAAGAAGAAGGAAGAACCUAAAGAACCUUCGUUACCACCCGCUGCUGAAGCCAGCACAUCGCAGUCUGCAUCCCAGCCAUCGGAAGAGCGACCCAAAUGGGCGCCUCUUUCACUCAAACCUCGUGCGGAAGGGUCGACUUUGACACCCACCUCUGGUUCACCCGAGUCAUCGACACCUGCGCCUGCGACGACGACGGAAGGAGAGGCUCCUAAACCUGCUGCAUCGAAGUGGGCCAAGGUAUCAUGGGGAGCACCCGUUGAAGACGUCAAGACAGAACCUGACUCGACACCCUCGGAGCCCAUAAAGACUGACGAACCCUCUGAACCCACAUCCCAAACUACACCUGCGGUCAAGGAAGAAUCCCCUGACAAAUCAGUCCCACCAGAGCCAGCUGAAGCUCCAGCUCCGAUGUUCAAGAAACGCAAAGCACCACCGAGUACGGCUCGCGGUCGGAGAGUGGUGUAA
Coprinopsis cinerea okayama7#130 is the source of this 1110-nucleotide messenger RNA. RefSeq lists its product as hypothetical. Gene Ontology annotation, cellular component: nucleus; precatalytic spliceosome. Gene Ontology annotation, biological process: mRNA splicing, via spliceosome. The record is from RefSeq and is a predicted model, not a curated record. Lineage: Eukaryota; Fungi; Basidiomycota; Agaricomycetes; Agaricales; Psathyrellaceae. Gene Ontology annotation, molecular function: zinc ion binding; RNA binding. The coding region runs from base 1 to 1110 and encodes 369 amino acids. The transcript has a single exon.